AUCUCUCAGCGAUGAUGGGUGGGCAGAAUUGCCAUGCCGAGGUUGUUUUUGCCGAUGGCGUCGUGUGGCUGGCUCGGUUCCGACUCACAAACGCCAAUUCGCCGCCCCAGGAUGUACGAGAUCAUGUACUGCGCAGCGAGGCUGCAACGAUGGAAUUUCUGCAGCUCUAUACAAAUAUACCAUCCCCAAGAGUGUACGACUGGGCCUAUGAGUCGGAUCCAAUGAAUGAGGUUGGUGUGGGUUAUAUCCUCAUGGAGAAGCUUUCAGGUACGCCGCUGGACUGGCAGGGCGCUACCGCCGAGCAGCGUGAGAAGGUCGUGCGACAGCUUGCCGAUAUUAUGCUCGAGAUUGAAAGACAUCCUUUUGAUAAGCUCGGUUCCCUUAUAGGGACGACGGCAAUGCCGGGAGGCGAGAAGUUGAUGCCUAGAGCAACCGAUCGUCAGAUACUCGUACAGGGGCUGGCAAAGCAUUCAACCUCCCGGUCGGGUAAAGAUGGUGGGCCACUUGGACCUUUUAGCUCAUCUCAAGAGGCAUCCCGUGCCCUCGUGGAGGCUCAUCUUCGGAUGAUCGCCGGCGGGGAAAUUGGAACGCUCGAGAAAGCGCUUGAUGUAUUCCUAGCUCACAGAUUUCGAGUCGAUAUGCUCGAGGACGUCUGGAAGUCAGAAGGGGGAAAGGAACAGUUCUUCCUCAAGCACGCGGAUGAUAAAGGCGACCAUAUUCUAGUAAAUGCCGACUUUGAAAUCACGGGUAUCAUCGACUGGGAGUGGUGCAGCACGGCGUCAAGAGAGGAGGCCUUUUCCUCGCCUUGCAUGAUGUGGCCGGUCGCAGCCUUCUACGACGGCUCUAACGAGCUAGCGGACGAAGAGCUGCUGCUGGCCCGCGUUUUUGGUGAUAAGGGCCGCGAGGACCUUGCAGCGUGUGUUCUUGAGGGUCGAAAGGUGCAGAGGUGGCUUUUUGCGCUCGGUCCUGGAGGGGCGUCACAGGAAGAUAAGCGGACAUUUGCGUGUCUUUUUAUGGGACUUAAGCGGGUAUUCAAUUUGAACGGCGGCGGCGGCGGCGAAGAAAGGAAAACCGAAGAGGACAUGAUAGAGGAAGAGUGGGAGCUCUGGAAGGCUGGAGCGCUUUUGAAGUGGAAAGAUGACGAUAUGUUGCAAGAUGUACUCAAGAGUGCCGAGAGAUCAAAGGCUAUAUCAUCAAUUACCAGAAAUUGAAUCUCUCCGUAUGGUAUAUGCUAGCCGAAGGGAUUAUUACUGGGCUGAGAAAAGAUAAGUCAAGUUCGUGCAUCUAGGUAUCUAGAGGUUGAUAAUCAAAUAAGAAUAGUAAUCCAUCCUCAGUAG
This is a messenger RNA of Annulohypoxylon maeteangense, 1337 nucleotides long. RefSeq lists its product as uncharacterized. The record is from RefSeq and is a predicted model, not a curated record. The transcript has a single exon. Lineage: Eukaryota; Fungi; Ascomycota; Sordariomycetes; Xylariales; Hypoxylaceae. The coding region runs from base 12 to 1211 and encodes 399 amino acids.